Molecule: messenger RNA, 2003 nt
Organism: Actinia tenebrosa (Australian red waratah sea anemone)
Lineage: Eukaryota; Metazoa; Cnidaria; Anthozoa; Actiniaria; Actiniidae
Cellular component (GO): nucleus; cytoplasm
Molecular function (GO): RNA binding
Source: RefSeq, a predicted model, not a curated record
UUGAUGCUUCGCGCGCUACAGGUACUCUAGUGCACGACCAUCGCCUGAGCUGAACGGUGGAGUAAAAUCUAUCUAUAUCACCUCCAUUUUAAAGCCAUCCAUCCAAAAUGGAUGCAGUAGAGUAUAGUAUAGGCGUUAAUAAUCGCUUUGGGCUUUUGGCCGAUGAUGAAGAACCCGUGGAUUCCGUAGUGGACCAAGGAAAGUCUGCGAAAGAUAAGGAGAAGCAGAAGAAAGAUGUACGGCCUGUCAAGGAUGGGAAAGCUCAGCAGAGUAAGAAAGAGAAAGAGGCUGUGAAUGAAGAAACGAGGAAGGACGCUCGUGACAACAAGAAGGGCGGACGACCAGCCAAAGAUGGCGUGAAACGUGAAAACGAGAAAAACACCAAGCUCACUAACGGGCCAAACCGUGAAGACAGGGAAAACAUCCCUCCAUCAAGAGGUGGUAAAGGGGGAUUUAACCGUAGAAAAGAGAAUGAAGGAGGUCAUCCUGAAUCUGACUCACCUGCUAAGGAUGAUAAAGAACGUACUGGAGGCAUGGGAUUUGGAGGAAGAGGCAGAGUCUCUGGCAGAGGGGAAAGAGGUGGCGGAAGAGGAAGAGGAGGAUUUGACAGAGGACGAGGAAGAAAACGAGAGUUUGAAAGAAGAAGUGGUAGUGAUAGAACAGGCCCAGAAGAGGGUUCAAGAAUAACAUCCAGAAGUUCUGUCAAACCCCAGGAAAAGAGAGAAGGUGGUGGAUCUUACAACUGGGGUAAUGCAACUGAUACCCAUGAGGAAGAGGCCUUGGAUCAAGAGAAAAGAUCAAAUAAUUGGGCAGAAUCUAGUCCUGAUGACAACAAAGAUAAGGAAGGCCAGGCUGAAGAAGUAGAAGAGACAGAAGGCGAAAAAGAUGAAGCCAAGGAAAUGACGCUUGAGGAAUGGAAGGAGAUUCAGGAAAAAUUCCGUGCUAAGAUCAACUAUGAAGUCCGUAAACCUGGUGAAGGUGAAAAGAAAGGACAGUGGAAGAAUACUCGUCUCUUGCAAAAAGAAGAGGAGGAUGCUCAAACUCAGUUGAUGUAUGAAGAAAAACUUAAAACCUCUGGAAGAGUCAAGCAGAAAGUCACAGGAAUUCACUUUGACUUCACUAGUGGUGACCCCAAGAACCAAGAACCAAGAAGAGGUGGUCGUGGUGGCCGUGGAGGUGGAGGUAGAGGCCGUGGAGGUGGAAGAGGAAGUGGCCGAGGAAGAGGCAGAGGUGGAGGUGGAGGAUUUGGUGGUGGCAGCCGUGAAGGAGGAAGUACUGAAUUUGAAAUUAAUCAGGAAGAGUUCCCUACACUGUGAUAAAAAGAAAACUUGGUGUUUUUCUAAAAAUGACUAUAUAGUUUGUGGUGCAUCCGUUAAAAAGGAGAAAACACCAUACCAGGUGUACGCAGGACAUUCCACCUCCAUUGCAUCAGAGAUUUCAAACCAUCCCAUAUAAAGCUAUAUGUGGGUAAGGCAUGGAUGAUUCCAAGAUAUAAAUUAAAUGCCUGCUUUCGAUUCCCCUUUUAUAAUCCAUAAUCUGUUGUCGCAUUCUAUAGGAAUGCCUGGCAAUAGAAAAGGAUAACCAUUGCUUGGUAGCUUGGUUCUUUGUUCUUAAAUCAAAUUCUACUUAUCGAUCAAUUUAUAAAAUUGUUGGAAUUUACUGGACAUUUGUAAGACAGUGUUGCGUAUAUUGUCCAACACAUUUUGGGUCAUCUGUACAACUAUUCUUUCCAGUUGCAAUGCCAAAUUGCUAAAUUUGUGGUAUGGAAUGGAAAGGUGUUAAAAUACGGUGCGCUAGUCUAUUUGAUAUUAAUCUUGUCUUACAUGAGAAAUGAAAAGAGAGGUAAUCAGUGACAAAUUAGUUUCCUUGAAUUCUUUUUGUGACGUUAAGAGAUUGUAUGAUAAAUUAGAUGGGAUGCAUUAUUUAUCAGACUGUUUAAUUUUAAUCAAGGAAUAAAACAUGCUGAAAUUAACACCAAAAGAUAUUAAAAGGUUUACACUGGA